CUACACUUUCCCCAACCCUCUCCCCGUGGCUGGCACUCCUCAAGAUGAAUCUCAACUUCACCUCCCCUCUCCACCCAGUGUCUUCUCAGAGGCCCACAUCCUUCUUCAUCGAGGACAUUCUGCUGCACAAGCCCAAGCCACUGAGGGAGGUGGCCCCUGACCACUUCACCAGCUCUCUGGCCUCUAGGGUGCCUUUGCUAGACUAUGGCUAUCCCCUUAUGCCCACACCUACCCUCCUCGCUCCCCAUGCACAUCACCCUCUGCAUAAAGGGGAUCACCAUCAUCCUUAUUUCCUGACCACCUCCGGAGUGCCGGUCCCGGCGCUGUUCCCGCACCCCCAGCACGCGGAGCUGCCGGGGAAGCACUGUCGUCGCCGCAAAGCUCGCACGGUUUUUUCUGAUUCGCAGCUCUCGGGUCUGGAGAAGAGGUUCGAAAUCCAGCGCUACCUGUCCACGCCAGAGCGGGUGGAGCUGGCCACCGCGCUCAGCCUGUCCGAGACGCAGGUGAAAACGUGGUUCCAGAACCGGCGGAUGAAGCAUAAAAAGCAGCUGAGGAAAAGUCAAGACGAACCCAAAGCCGCAGACCGGCCAGAGAGCCCCGAGAGUCCGCGAGGUGCAGAGGCCGCGGAGGCUCGGCUGAGUCUGCCUGCCGGCGCCUUUGUGCUGACAGAGCCCGAAGACGAGGUGGACAUCGGGGACGAGGGCGAACUCAGCUCGGGGCCGCACGUGCUCUGAGUCGCGGGGUGGGGAGGGGAGGCCGGAGCGACGGGAAGACUGGGAGACUGACUCGGCUC
Nannospalax galili (Upper Galilee mountains blind mole rat) is the source of this 793-nucleotide messenger RNA. It is a transcript of the gene Bsx, whose product is annotated as brain specific homeobox. Gene Ontology annotation, molecular function: DNA-binding transcription factor activity, RNA polymerase II-specific; DNA binding. The record is from RefSeq and is a predicted model, not a curated record. The coding region runs from base 45 to 734 and encodes 229 amino acids. The transcript is spliced from 3 exons. NCBI's taxonomy places the organism in Eukaryota, Metazoa, Chordata, Mammalia, Rodentia, Spalacidae. Gene Ontology annotation, biological process: regulation of DNA-templated transcription.